AUGGUGUUUCUGUUGAAACCCCUGUUCCUCUCAGCUGCCUUCUUCUUGUUUUUACUACACCUUAUAAAGGCUGAGCAUGAGGCUGAGCUCGGCCUGAAUGCCACCAGCGCCACCGCUCGUAAGCUUGCUAGUGGCUGCAAUAUUUUUCGAGGCAAAUGGGUAUAUGAUGCAUCAUAUCCUCUUUAUGAUUUCUCCAAAUGUCCCUUCAUAGAUGAUGAAUUUAAUUGCCAAAAGUACAAAAGACCUGACCAAACUUACCUCAAAUAUAGAUGGCAGCCUUUCUCGUGUAACCUCCAAAGGUUUAAUGGGGUGAAAUUCUUGGAGAGAUGGAGAGGGAAGAAGAUAAUGUUCGUAGGUGACUCACUGAGUCUGAACAUGUGGCAGUCAUUGAGUUGCAUGAUUCAUUCAUGGGUACCAAAUGCAAAAACUGCAGUCGUAAGAGGAGAAGUAAUUUCUCAAGUUACAUUCCUGGAUUAUGGAGUGCAAUUACUAUUAUAUCGUACACCGUACCUAGUAGACUUGGAGAGGCAGAAUGUGGGUCGGGUUUUGAAGCUUGACUCCAUCCGAAACGGGGAUGCGUGGCUAGGAAUGGAUAUGUUGAUCUUCAACACUUGGCAUUGGUGGACUCAUACCAAAAGUUCUCAACCAUGGAAUUACAUGGAAGAGGGAGGUAAAUUAUACAAAGACAUGAACCGUCUAAUUGCUUACUACAAAGGGUUAACCACAUGGGCUAGAUGGGUCAACCGAAAUGUUGAUCCUUCCAAAACCAAAGUCUUUUUCCAAGGAAUUUCCCCUGUACACUACGAGGGCAAGGAUUGGAAUGAGCCAAGAAAGUCAUGCAGUAGUGAGACACAACCAUUCUUUGGGAUAAAAUAUCCAGCAGGCACACCAUUAUCUGCAAUUGUGGUGAACAAAGUGUUGAGCAGAAUCAAGAAACCCGUUUAUUUAUUGGACAUAACAUUACUAUCCCAAUAUAGAAAGGAUGCUCAUCCAACAUACUAUAGUAAGCACAAUGGCUUGGAUUGUAGCCACUGGUGCCUUCCUGGGUUGCCAGAUACUUGGAAUGAGCUACUCUAUACAGCACUCUUCAGCUGA
This is a messenger RNA of Fraxinus pennsylvanica, 1095 nucleotides long. The record is from the annotation of a GenBank genome assembly. Lineage: Eukaryota; Viridiplantae; Streptophyta; Magnoliopsida; Lamiales; Oleaceae.